AGCGCGCCGGCUGCAGAGAGCGCGAGCUGCGGCCAGCCCGCACGCCCCGCACUCCCCACACUCCGGCCCGGCGUUCCAGAGGGUUUGGCUCGCGCUUCGCCCAGUCCGCCGACUCAGCGGGCGCCGAGCGGCCAUGACCGCCGAGGAGAUGAAGGCGACCGAGAGCGGGGCGCAGUCUGCGCCGCUGCCCCUCGAGGGCGUGGACAUCAGCCCGAAGCAGGACGAAGGCGUGCUGAAGGUCAUCAAGAGAGAGGGCACAGGCAAAGAGACCCCCAUGAUUGGGGACCGAGUGUUUGUCCACUACACCGGCUGGCUGUUAGAUGGCACAAAGUUUGACUCCAGUCUGGACCGCAAGGACAAAUUCUCCUUUGACCUGGGAAAAGGGGAGGUCAUCAAGGCUUGGGAUGUUGCCGUGGCAACCAUGAAGGUGGGCGAAUUGUGCCGUAUCACCUGCAAACCCGAAUAUGCCUACGGUUCGGCAGGCAGCCCUCCGAAGAUCCCCCCCAACGCCACUCUGGUGUUUGAGGUGGAGUUGUUCGAGUUCAAGGGCGAGGACCUGACAGACGAAGAAGAUGGUGGGAUCAUCCGCAGAAUACGGACUCGGGGAGAAGGCUAUGCGAGGCCCAAUGACGGCGCAAUUGUGGAGGUCGCACUGGAAGGCUACUACAAGGACCGGCUCUUUGACCAGCGGGAGCUGCGCUUUGAGGUCGGCGAGGGCGACAGCCUGGAUCUGCCCUGCGGGAUAGAGAAGGCUAUUCAGCGCAUGGAGAAGGGAGAACAGGCCAUCCUGUACCUCAAGCCCAGUUACGGUUUUGGCGAUGAGGGGAAGGAAAAGUUCCAGAUCCCCCCCGGUGCCGAGCUGAAGUAUGAGUUACACCUCAAGAGUUUUGAGAAGGCCAAGGAGUCGUGGGAGAUGAACUCCGAGGAAAAACUGGAGCAGAGUGCCAUCGUGAAAGAGCGGGGCACCGUGUACUUCAAGGAAGGCAAGUACAAGCAAGCCUUGCUUCAGUACAAGAAGAUUGUGUCCUGGCUGGAGUACGAGUCGAGUUUCUCCGCUGAGGAGGUGCAGAAGGCACAGGCCCUGCGCCUGGCCUCCCACCUCAACCUGGCCAUGUGUCAUCUGAAGCUGCAGGCCUUCCCGGCAGCCAUUGAAAACUGCAACAAGGCCCUGGAAAUGGAUAGCAGCAAUGAGAAGGGCCUCUUCCGUCGAGGAGAGGCCCACCUGGCUGUGAAUGACUUUGACCUGGCUCGGGCUGACUUCCAGAAGGUCCUGCAGCUCUACCCCAGCAACAGAGCUGCCAAAGCCCAGCUGGCAGUGUGCCAGCAGCGGAUCCGCAAGCAGCUCGCCCGGGAGAAGAAGCUCUAUGCCAACAUGUUUGAGAGGCUGGCGGAGGAGGAGAGCAAGGUGAGGACUGAAGUGGCAGCUGGUGACCACUCGGACGCGGAGAUGAAGGACGGACAGAGCAGCAUGGCUGGGAGCCAGUCCCAGGUGGAGGCAGAAGCAUAGCCCGCCCGCCCUUGCCCUGCGACUGCCCGCCUCUGCCCCCCCUCCCCUGCUCCACCCUGUUAGUUUUGUAAAAAUUGAAGAAUUUUGAGUGAUUUAAACCUUUAUUUUUGUAUCUGGUUGGAUGAUGGCUUUUGGGGGGAAGGGAGAAGAGAGUAGGCUGGGGGCAUUGAGGGGAGGGCUGGUAUUGUCGCCCGCUUCCCUUCCCCCGUCCCAUGAACGUGUGUCCACCCACACACCGCUCAGCUGAAUGUUCAUCGCUUUGGUGCCCUCUGUUAGGUCUGGUGCGAACGGUGGAAGGGGCAAAUGAUAGGGAUGGCAGGGGUGCUUUCUGAUGUGAAAGCAGGGUGGAGAGGGAGAUUGACUCCUGGGCAGCCAUUUUCGUUAUUCUUGCCCCCUCCCAGUCCCUUUCCAAACUGUGGCCUCCAUGUGGGUGCUGGGGCGUGGGGAAAACCAUUGCUAUGCUCAUCACUUCGCUGUCCCGCCUCACCCCAGGCCAUGUGGCAGACGGUGUCUUCUGGUGUCAUGAUCAGCCCUAACCUCUGUUCUGGUGUUUGCCUUCCAUCAGUUUCCCUUCUCACCCACGUUGUACCUCCACUCCCAUCCCCUCAGCCUCUUCUCUGCACGUUGCUGAAGGUCCAGGCCUCAAGUUCCAUGCUUGAGCAAUAAAGUGGAAGCAAUGAAA
Messenger RNA from Ochotona curzoniae (black-lipped pika), 2189 nucleotides. RefSeq names its product FKBP prolyl isomerase 4 (gene FKBP4). Gene Ontology annotation, molecular function: protein binding; peptidyl-prolyl cis-trans isomerase activity. Lineage: Eukaryota; Metazoa; Chordata; Mammalia; Lagomorpha; Ochotonidae. The transcript is spliced from 10 exons. The record is from RefSeq and is a predicted model, not a curated record. Bases 134 to 1507 code for a protein of 457 amino acids.